Messenger RNA from Arabidopsis arenosa, 1952 nucleotides. The record is from the annotation of a GenBank genome assembly. NCBI's taxonomy places the organism in Eukaryota, Viridiplantae, Streptophyta, Magnoliopsida, Brassicales, Brassicaceae.
CCUAGUUUCUUAAUGGUUACGAGGAGAGGAUGAUCAAGGCACCAAUUCUACAGUCUCUAUUGGCUUCUAGAGACGAUUUAACACAUAACCCAGAAGUCAACAACUUUGGAGGGAAAGAGCAAGAAUGUUUAUACCUCUUGAAGAGAUGCAACAACAUUGACGAGUUCAAGCAAGUUCACGCCAGAUUCAUCAAGCUAAGUUUGUUCUGCUCUUCUUCAUUCUCAGCUAGCAGCGUUCUCGCAAAAUGCACUCACUCGGGGUGGGAGAACAGUAUGAAUUACGCAGCUUCGAUAUUCCGAGGCAUUGAUGAUCCUUGUACCUUUGAUUUCAAUACAAUGAUUAGAGGGUAUGUUAACGAAAUGAGUUUUGAGGUAGCAUUGUGUUUUUACAAUGAGAUGAUGGAGAGAGGGAUUGAGCCAGAUAAUUUCACGUACCCGUGUCUUCUCAAGGCUUGUACUCGUUUGAAGUCGAUUCGAGAAGGGAAGCAGAUUCAUGGGCACGUGUUUAAGCUUGGUCUUGAAGCUGAUGUGUUUGUUCAGAAUAGUUUGAUUAAUAUGUAUGGAAGAUGUGGAGAGAUGGAACUUUCUUCUGCGGUUUUUUAUAAAAUGGAAUUUAAAACAGCUGCGUCUUGGAGCUCAAUGGUUUCUGCUUGUGUAGGCAUGGGAUUGUGGAGCGAAUGCUUGAUGUUAUUCGGUGAAAUGUGUAGAGAAACGAAUUUGAAGGCUGAGGAAAGUGGAAUGGUUAGUGCUCUCUCAGCUUGUGCCAACACAGGUGCACUCAAUCUAGGAAUGAGCAUCCAUGGCUUCCUGUUGAGAAACAUAAGCGAACUCAACAUAAUAGUCCAAACUUCACUUGUAGAUAUGUACGUUAAAUGCGGGUGCUUAGACAAAGCGUUGCAUAUAUUUCAGAAGAUGGAAAAGAGGAAUAAUUUGACUUACAGUGCAAUGAUCUCAGGAUUUGCGUUGCACGGAGAAGGAGAAUCAGCUUUAAGAAUGUUCUCUGAGAUGAUCAAAGAAGGCUUAGAACCAGAUCAUGUUGUGUAUGUCAGUGUUCUCAAUGCCUGUAGCCACUCUGGUCUUGUUAAAGAAGGUCGUCGAGUCUUCGAACAAAUGUUAAAGGAAGGUAAGGUGGAGCCAACGGCUGAGCAUUAUGGCUGUCUUGUAGAUCUUCUGGGAAGAGCCGGAUUGCUCGAGGAAGCAUUGGAGACUAUCCAAAGCAUACCCAUUGAGCAAAAUGAUGUUGUCUGGAGAACCUUCUUAAGCCAAUGCAGAGUUCAUCAGAACAUUGAGCUAGGCCAAAUAGCAGCUCAAGAACUCCUUAAGCUAAGCUCACACAACCCAGGUGAUUAUUUGCUGAUCUCUAACAUGUAUUCACAAGCUCAAAUGUGGGAUGAUGUAGCCAGAGCUCGAACAGAAAUCGCUAUCAAGGGUUUGAAGCAAACCCCGGGUUUUAGCACUGUCGAGGUAAAAGGUAAAACCCAUAGGUUUGUUUCACAAGAUCGAUCGCACCCACAAUGCAAAGAAAUCUACAAGAUGCUACACCAGAUGGAAUGGCAACUAAAGUUCGAAGGAUAUUCACCAGACUUGACACAGAUAUUGCUAAACGUAGAUGAAGAAGAAAAGAAAGAGAGACUAAAAGGACACAGCCAAAAGGUGGCUAUUGCCUUUGCACUAUUGUAUACACCUCCAGGGUCUAUCAUUAAAAUAGCUAGAAACCUGAGGAUGUGUAGUGACUGUCACACAUAUACAAAGAAAAUCUCCAUGAUCUACGAAAGAGAGAUUGUUGUAAGAGACAGAAAUAGGUUUCACCUGUUUAAAGGUGGAACUUGUUCUUGUAAAGAUUAUUGGUAGGUUCAAAUCCUUCAGUUUCUCUAAUGUUAAUUUCCUGUUCCAGGCUCUUUUAAGCAUGAAGAUACCAAUAACAGAAGCAGUGAAUAAAAACAAACACAACAG